This is a messenger RNA of Pangasianodon hypophthalmus (striped catfish), 4256 nucleotides long. RefSeq names its product ELAV like RNA binding protein 1a (gene elavl1a). The transcript has 7 exons. Gene Ontology annotation, cellular component: ribonucleoprotein complex. Bases 173 to 1195 code for a protein of 340 amino acids. The record is from RefSeq and is a predicted model, not a curated record. NCBI's taxonomy places the organism in Eukaryota, Metazoa, Chordata, Actinopteri, Siluriformes, Pangasiidae. Gene Ontology annotation, molecular function: RNA binding.
CUGGACUUGCCGUUGAUGGGCGUGGUCGUCACUUUCCGGUUACAGUUUCGUGUCACGCGCACGCAGCCACGUUCAGACAGAAAGCGCUCGGAAGGUGAUUUUUUUUUGGUUUUGAGAAAAGACUCGGAGCGGGGGUGAAGUCGAUCAGAGUCGGGAUCUGUGACGGCUCUUCAUGGCAGUCAGAAGGGGACACGUUAGAUACUUAAAAGAGGUGUACGACAUGUCGAACGGUUACGAGGAUCACAUGGUGGAGGAGGCGAAGGAUGCCAAGACGAACCUGAUCGUGAAUUAUCUGCCACAGAACAUGUCGCAGGAGGAGCUGCGCAGUCUCUUCAGCAGCAUCGGCGAGGUGGAGAGCGCUAAGCUCAUCCGAGAUAAAGUCGCCGGCCACAGUUUAGGGUACGGCUUUGUUAACUAUGUAAACCCUAGUGAUGCAGAAAGAGCAAUCAGUACUCUGAAUGGCCUGAGGCUACAGUCUAAAACCAUCAAGGUGUCGUACGCACGGCCGAGCUCAGACUCCAUCAAAGAUGCCAAUCUGUACAUCAGUGGCCUUCCUAAGAACAUGACACAGAAGGAUGUGGAGGACAUGUUCACGCGCUAUGGACGCAUCAUUAACUCGCGCGUGCUCGUCGAUCAGACAUCAGGUCUUUCCCGCGGCGUCGCGUUUAUACGCUUUGACAAGCGCUCCGAGGCAGAAGACGCCAUUAAAGAGCUGAAUGGACAGAAACCUCCUGGCGCAGCCGAACCCAUCACCGUCAAAUUUGCUGCCAAUCCCAAUCAGAUUAAAAACACACAGAUCAUCCCUCAGAUCUAUCACUCACAGUCUCGCCGCUUUGGAGGACCUGUACACCACCAGGCCCAGAGAUUCAGGUUCUCCCCAAUGGGGGUGGACCACAUGGGUGGUCUGUCCGGAGCGAACAUGGGCGGGAGUGCGCAGGCCGGGUGGUGCAUCUUCAUCUAUAAUCUGGGUCCGGACGCAGAUGAGGGAAUUCUGUGGCAGAUGUUCGGUCCGUUCGGCGCCGUCACCAACGUCAAAGUGAUCCGAGACUUCAACACCAACAAGUGCAAAGGCUUCGGCUUCGUCACCAUGACCAAUUACGAGGAGGCGGCUGUGGCUAUCGCUAGCCUCAACGGCUACAGACUGGGGGACAAGAUCCUGCAGGUGUCCUUCAAAACCAGCAAGACUCACAAGUAGACGGACUUUGCUUGGAAAGCCGCUGUUUUAUAGUUUCAUCUGCUUCUCUCUCUCUCUCUCUCUCACACACACACACACACACACACACACACACACACACACACUGUGCUCAUCACCAUCCUCACACACCUAACGUCACUACGUCACUGCACUCAUAACGACCGCAAUUACUUUAAUAUCUUGAUGUAUCGUUUAACUGAUUAUUGCCACAUGCCCUGUGUGUUAGUCCACUUCACACCACAUCGGUCUCUCCAUCUCAUCUGCUCAUUUUUGCACCUAAGGCUGUGACUGAAGUAUAAAAAGUUACACAAAAUGGUCAAUAAUUCAGUCUUGCUUUUUUUCCCCCAGGAAUUCCUUUGUAGUAUAAUUUCACUUGGCUUAGCUUAGGUAGGUUUUUCUUUUUUUUUCUUUUCUUUUUUUUUUUCCCUCCACUGCAAGAGGGGUUGAGAAGACGCCCCAUCACUGACAUUUCUCCUUUUUUUUUGUUUUUGUUAUUCUAACUGCAAGUUGCUAGCGAGAUUUUCUGAAGGUACAUGACUACCUGUCCAUUUCUAUCUUUGUUGUUCUUUAUAAGUUAAGGGUUUUUUUUUUUUUUUUUUUUUUUUAAAUGUGUAGUUUUCAGUCCUUGAUGUGUGUAGUAUUGUUAGCCGCACACACGCACAGGUCACAGCUCGGUCGCUGCGCGGACGUCGGUAUUGGAUUGGAUUUGAAAUUCUGGUAGCUGUAUUAGAUCUGAACCCGUUUUGUUCCUGCUAAGAAUGAUAAACGUGUUAAUGGAGCAGUGUGUGAGGCGCUCUCUGCUGUCUGUUUGCGGAACUGCAUCGAAAACAUUGAAAAAAAGGGGGAAAGGGGUGGAACCUGAUUCUCCAUGUGGGCGGGGCUAAUUUCAAAAAAAGGAAACUAUAGUCAUGUUGGUGUUAUUGUGAAAUUUUCUAAGGUGUCUUGAUUGUAACAUGAACACCUCACACAGUUUAUCCUUUAAAUUCAGCCAGUUUGUCUAACUGUAAGUCUAUGAUUAUUAUGGGAUGUUUUAGACAUUCUCAAAAGUCACUGAUUCUCCAUCUGAUCCUAGUACAGUGUUUCAACAUUUGAUGCCUUAUUAUUUUUAAGAAACCUUUUUUUUUUUUUUUUUUCCCUUUCUUUUUUCCUCCAGUUUUUGACUGAGGCACUUUUCCUGAUUGAGUCUGUGGUGUGUUCAGUGAAGUGGAAAGUGUUUAUUUAAGUGAUCCUCUAAGUUAAAAAGAAUAAUAAGCAACAGAGUGAGUGAAAGUAAGAAGGACCAAAGACAUGGAAAAUUCCCCCAGAAAAAUUACAACAUAAUGUAGUUCCCCUGUUCUCAUUUCAGCUUCAAGCUUUUGUUAUUUGCUUAUUUUUUCUUAAUUUUCUUUAUUUUCUCUUGUUUAAUGUGACUUUAGUUGUAUUUUUUUCCUUAGUACUAAUCUUAAAAGACGGCCUUUUGAUCUUUUUUUUUGUUUGUUUGUUUGUGUUUUGAGAUUGUUUGACAAUUCUGAUCAUUAAAUUUUAUUUUGAUUUGCCGAACAUUUUGUUUUGUUUCCUUUACUUCUUAUUAGGUUUUAUUUGUUUGGUUUAUUUUUAAAUCGUAUUAGACAGCUUUUUAUUAUCCCAAAUAAAUUUAUAUUCAGUUUUGGCGUUCGCAUGACAUGGCUAAAGAUUAGCUUGGAUUAGAUUAGAGUUUUAAGCAGUAGGACCAAGACACUGAAAUAUUGCAUUUUGUAAAUAUUUAUUUAACAGUGGAUUUUUAGUGCUGGCAGUCCUGUUCUAAAUCAGUGUUCAGUUUUAAUCGACAGUAGUGCACAGUGUCAAAUAUCAGGAAAUGGGGAAAAAAAUAAUCAGACACUUCUGGUUUGUAAUUACACAUGUAGCAAAUUAAUUCAUAUGAUAAUUAUUACAUUUAUAUUUAAUCAUCAAGGGUACUUCAGGAGGCUGCCUAAGUAGUAAACAAGAAUCUGUGCUGUUCAGAGGGUGGCACAUGGAAUAAUCUUUAUUUUGUGCACGUGUCUUUACAUUUUGAGAAUUCUCUUCACCGGUAUGCUGGUUUUAUGAAGAAUAACUACCAUGAUGGCAGUGAUGUAAAAAAAAAAAAAAAAAGAUGUACGAUGCAGGAGAAUCAAUUCUAUGAUUGGCUGAUAUCGUAUAAAGACGAGCUAUUCGGAGCUGCUGAAUGUUGUUUAUCAUGGUUUAUAAUGUUAUUACAAUACUGUAGCUACAGCUAGCUGUGAGAUCCUUGUGAGUUAAGUUCAGUGUGACCAUGGCGACAGCACUCAUUGUUGCCAUGGUUACAUGUUUGUUUUUAUAUAUAUAUAUAUAUAUAUAUAUAUAUAUAUGUAUAUGUAUAUGUAUAUGUAUAUAUAUACACACACACACACACACACAUAUACAUACAUACAUAUAUAUAUAUAUAAGGGUCUCGUUCUGCAUGUCUCUCUUUUUGUCUCUGCUCUCGGCUCACUCUCUCUCUCUCUCUCUCUCUCCCCUAUUUGUCUCUCUCAUUUUUAGCUCUCUCUGUCUCUCAGUGCCUGUUUCUGACUAUCUCCCUCUGUCUUGCUCUGUCUCUCUUUUGGUGUCUUUUCCUCUGUGUCCUUCUAUCCUUGUUUCUAUCUUCCUCUUCUAUCUAUCUCACUGUCUCACUGUCUUCAUGUCUCUCUCUCUCAUUCUCCCCCUCCCUCCCACCUUCCCCAUCUCUGUGUAGAAAUGCACAGAUGAUGAUGGGCAUGCUGAAGAUGAUUUGUCAUUUGAUGUUGGACGGACACACACACGCACACACACACACCUGUUAGUGUAUUGUAUAAACUCUGUGCGUAAGAAGCUGGUGUUAAAGUUAUGAGUGUAAUUGUCCUGCUCUGACCUCUUGGUGAUGUGCGGUGUUUCUUCACUUGUGUGUGUGUGUGUGUGUGUGUGUGUGUGUGUGUGUGUGUGUGUGUUAUAUUUAUUGUCGUACGUGUUCACUGAAGAUUCUUUGUUUUUUUUAUCGCCAUUUUGAAAUUUACAGUCGGACUGUAACGUGGUGUUUAUUUCAAAUAAAAUGCCAAGCAAAUGGAAA